This is a messenger RNA of Symsagittifera roscoffensis, 1592 nucleotides long. RefSeq names its product alpha-N-acetylgalactosaminidase-like. Gene Ontology annotation, biological process: oligosaccharide metabolic process; glycoside catabolic process. The record is from RefSeq and is a predicted model, not a curated record. Lineage: Eukaryota; Metazoa; Xenacoelomorpha; Acoela; Convolutidae. Gene Ontology annotation, cellular component: cytoplasm. Gene Ontology annotation, molecular function: alpha-galactosidase activity. The transcript is spliced from 5 exons. The coding region runs from base 136 to 1449 and encodes 437 amino acids.
UGUUUGAGAAGCUAAUAAACACAUCCGUUUGGUUUUGUUGAGAUUUGAACUUACAUUUGAAGAAGCACUUAGUUGUGCUCAGUUUUUGAAAGUCAUCGACGGAUUUUGCUGAAAGAAACUAAACAUAAAACAGGGAUGAUAAAGUUAAUUUUGAUUGUUCUGUUCCAAUGCGGGUAUCACUUGGUGGCAAGUGAUGGCAAUGGAUUGGGACUGACACCUGUGAUGGGAUUCAUGAACUGGGAGAGAUUCAGAUGUCAAACGGAUUGCGUGAACUUUCCUAAUGAGUGCAUAAAUGAGAAUUUGUUCAUGACGAUGGCGGAUGCGAUGGUCACUUUUGGCUUGAAGGAUGCCGGCUACACCUAUCUCUCUAUAGACGAUUGCUGGCUCAUGAAGAACAGAAGCGCAGAUGGCCAGCUGGUAGCCGAUCCGGAUAGGUUUCCCAGUGGAAUGAAAGCGCUUGCCGACUAUAUGCACGAGAGAGGACUCAAACUGGGAAUUUACGAAGACGUUGGCUACAAAACAUGCGCUGGUUAUCCGGGUAGCAAAGGACAUAUAGAGACAGAUGCUCAGACAUUUGCAUCGUGGGGAAUUGACAUGCUCAAGUUCGACGGGUGCUAUAUUGAUCCCUUGACCUCUGGACCAGGUUACAAGGAAAUGGGAAAAGCAUUGAAUAAUACUGGCAGGGAUAUUUUGUACCUCUGCGAAUGGCCCCUCUAUGAUCCAGUGGCUGAUUACGCCGAAGUAGCGGAGACUUGCAACUUCUUCAGGAACUACGACGACGUGCAAGACAGUUGGGAUAGCCUUUUUGGAAUCAUUAAACACUACGCAAACAAUCAGAACAAAUUUGCCAAACACAGUGGACCUGGACAUUUCCUCGACCCUGAUGAGUUGCUUGUGGGCAACUCUGGGACUUCUUUUGGACAACAGAAGAUCCAGAUGGCAAUGUGGUGCAUGUGGAGUGCCCCUUUGCUGGUAUCUUCUGACCUCCGAUUCAUAAGUGAUGCUGCACUGAGUCUUCUUCUGAAUCGAUACCUCAUCCGGAUCAAUCAGGACCCCCUGGGCGACUUCGCAAAGCAAGUUAUCAGUGAUUCCAAUGGUGCUAUUCAAGUCUGGCUCAAAAAAUUAGGAGACGCUACUUUCGGAACAUACGCGAUCUGUAACUUCCACGCGAAAUCAGAUGAUCAGACUGUUUUACUGAGCUACAGCUUGAAGGAUUUGGGAGUCAAGGAACCCGAGAGUGGUGAAACGUUUACCCUGAUUGACGCUUUUACAGGGACAAAUUUUGGAGAUGGCCCUGUAUCGUGGGAUGACAAAAUCGAUCUGUAUGUUCCAGAUUUUGAUGCGGUUGUUCUUAUUGUAAAACUACAACAAAAACUGAAUUCUCCAAUGAGGGUUUCGCAAAAAAUUGAGGAAUGGUUUAAGCCGGAGGUUGUUUGGAAUCGACGUUAACCAAAAUUAGCUGGAACAAAAAAAAAAUCGUCAGAUUUUUAAUCAAAAAAUUCGUUUCUCGAAAAACUGUAAAAAUACAUUCAUUAAAUUUCUAUCAGAAAAAGUUUUGCAAUUAUAAACAAACUAUGCCAAAUGAUAAGAUA